Molecule: messenger RNA, 1923 nt
Organism: Cicer arietinum (chickpea)
Lineage: Eukaryota; Viridiplantae; Streptophyta; Magnoliopsida; Fabales; Fabaceae
Product: aspartic proteinase 36-like
Biological process (GO): proteolysis
Molecular function (GO): aspartic-type endopeptidase activity
Source: RefSeq, a predicted model, not a curated record
UGCUAUUGGCCUUAGACGUUGGUACACAUAAUCUCUUUCUUUCUUUGUUUCUUUUUUGAGUCUGUAAUUUGCGUCUGAGCGAGUGUGUGAUCAUGAAACACAUCAACACUCACAACUCCAAUUUUCGUGUUUUCGUAUUCCAUAAACAAUAAUCACAAUUCUCUCUACUCACUUUCCCUUCUUUGCUUCCACCGACACACACCAAUGAUAACCGUCGCUAUUCUCUUCGCCGUCACGCUUCUCUCGGCGGCUGCUUCUCCGGUGACUCUAACACUUGAAAGAGCUUUUCCUUCCAAUCACGGAGUGGAGUUGAAUGAACUCAAAGCAUUGGAUUCUUUCAGACAUCGCAGUAGAUUUUUGCAGUCUACUAAUUAUGUUGUUGAUUUUCCUGUUAAAGGAUCCUUCGAUACCACUAAAGCUGGGCUCUAUUUUACAAAGGUGAAUUUGGGUACUCCUCCAAGAGAAUUUUAUGUACAGAUUGACACUGGUAGUGAUGUUCUUUGGGUUAGUUGUGCUUCCUGCAAUGGUUGUCCUCAAACAAGUGGACUCCAAAUUCAGCUCAAUUACUUCGAUCCCAGGAGUUCAUCGACGUCUUCAUUGAUCUCUUGUUCUGAUCAAAGGUGCAAGAAUGGAGUCCAGUCAUCAGAUAGCAGCUGUUCUGGUCAGAACAACCAAUGCACUUAUGUAUUCCAGUAUGGAGAUGGUAGCGGCACAUCCGGCUAUUAUGUGUCGGACUUGAUGCAUUUUGCUAGUAUUUCUGAGGAAUCUUUGUUGUCAAAUUCUUCAGCGCAUGUGGUUUUUGGUUGUAGCAACCAGCAAACAGGGGACUUGACAAAGUCUGAUAGAGCAAUUGAUGGCAUAUUUGGAUUUGGGCAACAGGGCAUGUCAGUAAUUUCCCAACUCUCUUCACAAGGAAUAGCACCAAGAGUGUUCUCCCAUUGCCUGAAAGGAGAUAGUAGUGGUGGCGGCUUAUUGGUUCUUGGUGAGAUUGUGGAGCCAAACAUAGUUUAUAGUCCCCUCGUUCCGUCACAGCCGCAUUAUAAUCUAAAUCUGCUGAGCAUCUCUGUCAAUGGCCAAAUUGUACCAAUUGAUUCUGCUAUUUUUGCUACAUCAAACAAUAGAGGUACCAUUAUUGAUUCUGGAACAACUUUGGCAUACAUUGCAGAAGAGGCUUACACUCCCUUUAUUAAUGCACUUACAGCUGCUAUUCCACAAUCUGUGCACACUGUUCUUUCCACAGGAAAUCAGUGUUACUUGAUAACCACCAGUGGCCUUGAUGUCUUUCCUCAAGUGAGUCUGAACUUUGCCGGUGGUGCGUCUCUGGUUUUAGGACAACAGGACUACCUUAUAAAGCAGAACUACAUUGGAGAUGGUUCAGUGUGGUGUAUUGGCUUUCAGAAAAUCGUAGGUCAAGAUGUAACAAUUCUAGGAGACCUUGUAUUAAAAGACAAAAUCUUUGUCUAUGAUCUUGCCAGUCAACGCAUUGGAUGGGCUAACUAUGACUGUUCAUGGUCGGUUAAUGUUUCUGCAUCAACUGGUAAGGGAAGAAGCGAGUUUGUCAACACAGGAGAGCUAAGUGGCAGCACUUCUUUACGCGUUGGAUCUCACGAGUUGUCAAUAAAGAGAAGAGGGGUUUUUGCUCUCUUCAUGCACAUAACACUGAUAUGCUGUUUUGUAUUCUUGUAGCAUGUGAAGUUGGAACUGACUAUAUUCUUUUUUUACUAUGUAUAUGUAUAUUCUCUUGCUGGUAUAUAAGUGGCAAUCGGCAAGACAAAUGUUAUUUACUUGAAUUGUUGCCUUGUGCCUUCUUUCUGCACAGUAGGUUUCUCUGUUAAUGUAAGUCACGCUUUAUCAACCAUGUUUCUCAGUAUUGUAAAUUCAAUGAUCAAUGGUUUAAUCAUAAAUACAAGUUAUACUUUGUUC